AUGCCACCACUCCAGGGGGGCAGCGGGAGCGAGAAGCAAUGCUCUGGAGAAGAUCCCGCUGCCUCCUCCAACACGGGGCAACCAGGCUCUCUGGUCGGGAAGGCCCCUGGGGGCGGGUGCCUGUCAGCUGUGGGAGGGCAAGUGCUGGUCCUGAGCUGCCCAGGCGAGCCGCCCCCCGUCGUCGUCACCUUCCCCGGCCCCAUCCUCAGCUCCUUCCCCCAGCAAGCCGUGGUGGGCUCCUCCGGAGCACCCGCCUUCGGGGGCUCCCUGGGGCUGGGGGGCCUCUACGGCGCCGGGGCCACGCUGGGCUCGGGGGGCCUCUGCACCUUUGGCAGACCCUACGCUUCCCCUGCCUGCAGCCCUUGCGCCUUGCCCCGCUACAGCAAGAAGCUGUGGGACACCUGCGGGCCCUGCUAG
Messenger RNA from Nipponia nippon (crested ibis), 417 nucleotides. NCBI's taxonomy places the organism in Eukaryota, Metazoa, Chordata, Aves, Pelecaniformes, Threskiornithidae. The record is from RefSeq and is a predicted model, not a curated record.